GCUGCCCGCUCCGUCCCCGCCGCCGGCUCCUUCGCUCCCCGCUCUCCCUAGUAUUAAUAUUAUUAUUAUUAUUUUUCUUUUUUUCUUUUCUCCUUAAACCGAUUUUCGCAGCAGCUGCCCGGGUGUGCUGCUGCAGUUGGCAUAUUUCACGCGCUGGAAAAAAAUUAACUGUUUUUCCUUUGUAUCUUAAUCCAGUGAUGAGAGCUCUCCUUUGUUGGCUUUCGAGCUUGCAUUUGUUUUAUUUAUUAUAAGGAAAUCCAGUUUGGUUCAAAUAUAUAAUCCAUUUGAGCACUUAAAUCCCCAAACAGCUGGCAUUAUUUUGUUUUAUAAUCUUUGGCUUUUCUGCGCAGAGCAUAUUUCUAAAUUCCUACUUGACAUUUAUGGGGAAAAAACUUUUUAAUGUAAAUGGAUAUUGCGAUUUUUUCCUGGGUCUUUCCUAAUUUACAUGCAUCAUCAAUUUUUCUGGAUUUCCUAUUGUUUUAAUCUUUUUUCCCCUAUAGCUUGUUAAUUAAUUUUUUUUCCCCAAGAAAACUUUGUUUCUGGAGGGAGAAAAAUGUUAAUUUGCCCCAUUAUUUUAAUCUCUAGCAUUUGGAAAUGGUUGAGAGACCACAAAAAUGCAACCUGUUGUAGAAACCAGAGUGGUGUGUUUUACUUAUUUUAAUCGAUAGCAGAGAGGUGAUUUAGUAAUAGGAACUCUGAGUAACAUUUUAGUAAAAGAUUUGCAGAUCUGGUGGCUGCGUAUGGGGUGUGCAUGUGCUCGCAUAUGUGCGUGUUUCUUUGCAGGCUGAUUAGCAAGUGGGUUUUACGCUCAGAACCAGUGGUCACUGCUGUUUUCUGCACUUGCUGGGUGUUUGUGAUGCCUGCUAAAUCCAGCUCUGUCAUGGCUUCUCCUACUUUUAUCAGACUUUCCUCUUAACUAAUUCAGCACAGUGCUGCAACCGUCGUAAGCAGAGGAACCAAAACUGAGCCAGAGAUAACCGAUUACAACUUGUUCCUCGUGUUUGGAGGGUGAUGAUGCUCCAGUAAUUUUCCCCACUCCGUUCCCAGGCAUCGCCUUGCUUUCCUUCCAGGGAAGAUCGUUCUGCUUGUGAACCUGCUGAGGAAAGAGACUCCGAUGGACUUACACCGGGCAGCGUUCAAGAUGGAGAACUCACCCUAUCUCCCCAACCCGCUGGCCUCCCCGGCACUGAUGGUUCUCGCCUCCACCGCCGAAGCCAGCCGUGAUGCUUCCAUUCCCUGCCAGCAGCCGAGGCCUUUUGGGGUCCCCGUGUCAGCAGAUAAGGACGUGCAUAUUCCCUUUACCAAUGGCUCGUAUACUUUUGCCUCCAUGUAUCACCGGCAAGGCGGGGUGCCGGGAGCGUUUGCAAACCGUGACUUUCCUCCAUCCCUUCUUCACCUCCACCCGCAGUUUGCACCCCCCAACCUGGACUGCACCCCGAUUAGUAUGUUGAACCACAGCGGCGUUGGGGCUUUCCGCCCCUUUGCAUCUACUGAAGACCGGGAGAGCUACCAGUCAGCCUUUACACCGGCCAAGCGCCUGAAAAACUGCCAUGACACUGACUCACCCCAUCUGCGCUUCUCGGACACUGAUGGGAAGGAGUACGAAUUUGGCACGCAGCUCCCCUCCAGCUCCCCCGGUUCCCUCAAAGUUGAUGAUACGGGGAAGAAGAUCUUUGCCGUUUCUGGCCUCAUUUCUGACCGGGAGACAUCAUCCAGUCCCGAAGACCGAAGUGACAGAUAUAGAAGCGACAACCAAAGAGGGCCCCAGGCGUCUGCAACUGCCACUCAUCGUAUGAUUUUAACUCUCCCCCUCUGCAAAAAGAAGGCGACUUUGUUUGACAGCCAGGCUCCGAUCUGCCCUAUCUGCCAGGUCCUCCUGCGCCCUGGCGAGUUGCAGGAACACAUGGAGCAGGAGCUGGAGAAGCUCACCCAGCUGAACAUCAGCAAGAGCUCCAUCCUGAAGGAUGCCAUGGCAGCAGGCACCCCCAAGUCAAUUUUGUUGUCGGCCUCAAUCAAGCGGGAAGGAGAUUCUCCAACGGCAUCGCCCCACUCCUCAGAUGACAUCCAUCACUCCGACAGAUACCAGACCUUCCUGCGGGUGCGAGCGAACCGGCAGACCCGGCUGAACGCUCGGAUUGGAAAAAUGAAACGGAGGAAGCAAGACGAAGGGCAGAGAGAAGGUUCAUGCAUGACUGAGGAUGACUCUGUGGACAUCGAGAAUGAGAACAGCAACCGCUUUGAAGAGUACGAAUGGUGCGGGCAGAAGAGGAUACGGGCUACUACUCUCCUGGAAGGAGGAUUUCGAGGUUCUGGGUUUAUCAUGUGCAGUGGCAAGGAGAAUCCAGACAGCGACGCUGACCUGGAUGUAGAUGGAGACGACACACUUGAAUACGGGAAACCACAGUACACAGAGGCAGACGUUAUCCCUUGCACUGGGGAAGAGCCAGGUGAAGCCAAAGAGAGGGAGGCGCUCCGAGGUGCGGUUUUAAAUGGUGGCACACCCAGUACUCGAAUAACACCGGAGUUUUCUAAAUGGGCCAGCGAUGAAAUGCCCUCAACGAGUAAUGGUGAAAGCAGUAAACAGGAGACUAUGCAGAAGACCUGUAAGAACAGUGACAUUGAAAAAAUUACAGAAGACUCUGCAGUGACAACAUUUGAAGCGUUAAAGGCUCGUGUCCGUGAGUUAGAAAGGCAGCUUUCCCGUGGGGACCGCUAUAAAUGUCUCAUUUGCAUGGACUCCUACACAAUGCCCCUGACUUCCAUUCAGUGCUGGCAUGUGCACUGUGAAGAAUGCUGGCUGCGGACUCUGGGUGCCAAGAAGCUCUGUCCCCAGUGUAACACCAUCACGUCUCCCGGAGACCUUCGGCGCAUCUACUUAUGAAGGACCCAGCAGGAGGGUGGGACCCAGCUACUCAGCUCAGCUCAUCACACCAAGGGGGAGAACGACAGCAACAAAAAAAAGACGUUUUAAAACUUAAAGAAAAAACAAACCAGAGACUCCAGACAUGGACUCGAGGAUACAGGAGCAGUGGGGAGCCUUGGCUCCCAGGUCCCGCAUGUUGAGACCUCCUUCAGCAUCUGCAGCGGGCAAAACCAAACCCUUUGUUGUGAAGCCCCCUUUUUUAAAACCAGUAUUCCCCAUCCACCUGUUCCCUGGAGCUGGCUUUGCAUCGGGGAUGGCUCGUGAGCCCUCCUUUGGACUGUGUUGUUGACCACUGCCCCCAGGAGACUGGGGAAGGGACCCUUGAGAGAAAGAUGUUAAAUAACCUGUAACUUGUGUUCUUUGUUCAGGUUUUUUGUUUUGUUUUUAUUUGUUUUGGUUUGGGUUUUGGUUUGGUUCUGUUUUGGUUUUUUGUGGUGUUCUAGUGAUAAAAAAAGGUUUAAAGAAAAAAAAAACACACCCAGGCAGAAAUGAAGCACAUGUAAUAUAGAUUAUAUAUGUUUACAAUGUUGUGUAUAAAUGGGAUAGACUCAAACAUUACAUACUAAUAAGUUUCCCUUUCUUUUUUUUGGGUUGUAUUUUUUUUAAAGAAAAAAAAUGAGCAGAGAACAUUAAACCCAUAUUUUUCUUGGUUCAGCAAAGUUUUGGCAUUAAAGUCAUUAGUUUAAAAAAAGUAUAUAUAUACAUAUAUAUAAUAUAAAUGGUUUAAUGUUCUGUGGUGUAUAUUUCCUCAUUCAGAUAUGAAGUUAACAGCUUUUAGUAAUGGCUGUAGCAUUGCCCAUAACUUACAGAACUUAUGGGGAGUAGAGGAGGUGGAUUUUUGUCAUUAGUUGUAGCUAAUGGGGCUAUUUAUAAUAGAAUCGUUAUCCCCGGAAAGACACGGCUUUUAACUCCUCGCCAGGGGACCGGGCAGGGCGGGGGGAUCUGGCUCAGCCCCCUUUGCCUUUCCCAGCUGGGGAAGGGGCAAACGGUGCAGAGCUGGAGGGAUGCAGCCCACCAGAGCGCUGCCCUCCCCUGGGCCAGGAGUGCCUGCUCGAGGGUCCGGAGGGUCCGGCUGACCCCCUCGUGCCUCCUCUGUAGCCCCUGCCCCUGCCGGGCUUUGCUUUCCUCCCCUCCGGUAGCGUUUGCUGGCCGUGGGUGCCUGAGCUGCUCCCAGUGCCUGCUGCCGAGGCAGGGGGUGGGGAAGCAGCGGGCAUGGGGACAGAUGGCAGGGGACAGGGUGGCCCUGCUGGUGGCUUUGCCCAGAGAGGCUCGGCGGGUUGCGCUGUGCAGCGAGCCCCACUCUGCCCAGUAGAGCCAGCCCAGCCCCGCGCUCCCGGAGCCGGCCUUUUCCAGAAGCGGGUUCGGCAGCGGGGCAGAGCCAGGCCAGCCCUGCCUCAUGGCCGUGGCCACCACGGGGCUCGCCGGCAGGCCGCGGCCAGCAGCGAUGCCUCCAGCCAGAGCCAGUGGGUCCCUGCAGCCCCAGCUUCUUCCACGCAGUCCCUCAUGCUUGUCCCUGUCUCCCGUAUCCUCAGCCUUAACCAAAGCUGCCAUCUGGCCUGUUUUUUUGUUGUUUUUUCUUUUACUUUCAGGACCUAAGAAACAGAUGCUGAACCGUUUCCCAAGGUGAAUGCGUGCCCCAUGUGCUGACUUCUCUCAGUCCCGUGCUGUGCGGCCCUGCCCCAGCUCCCCAGGCAGUCGUGGGGUGCCAGCCUCCCGAAGCCAGAAGACAGGGAGGUGGGGAAGCUCAUCUCCCCUGCUCCUGCAAGGUCUUUCCAAGCAGAUCCCACCUGGCAGAACAGCGUGGCUGGGGCAUUUUAAGACAGUCUGGAAACAGCAGUGGGUGAGGGGUUUGGAGCUGGGACCCCAGCAUCGCUGGGGUGCUCUGGCGAGGGAAGGGCUGGGGAGGCAGGAUGCCUGCGGAGUGAUGGUCCCAUCCCAUCACUGCUUCUCUGCCCUGAGCUUGGUUCUGUUUUGCAGACAACAGCUGCUGUCCUUGGCAUCUCCUGAGUGAUUUCAGAAUGAUCCCACUGCACCCAAAAAAAAAAAAAAAACCCCAAACUGAAGGAGAUGUGGUUUUUAUUUUAUAAGCAUCUCAUCAAAAGGUGACAAUUCCUAACUGAGAUUUUCCUGGGUCUCCAAGCUCAUCACAGCCGUGGUGGCCUCUGAGACCAGAGCUGCAGCCUCCCCUGCUCGGGGACACAUCCCUGCAGAGCCGCUGGGGACCAGAGGAAGCUGGGGCACCCCAGGAGGGUCCUGCCUCCCCGGGGAGGCUGUGGGCAGGGGAAGGGGCUGCAGCAGGGGGCUGUCGCUGCUGGGUAGCACUUGGGCAAGGGAAGGGCAGGCACAUAGAACUUGGGUCUGGAUCUGUAAAGGGGGAAAAACUGGGGGCAUAGCUGGGCUGCGAGUGCCACCCAGCCAGAGUCGUGGUGCCUGAGUGCCAGCGCUGGGGUCUCUGAGAUGGAUUUGGAGAGGGUGCAGGAAGGGGGGUGGGGGGGUGGGGGUGGGGGUGAGAGGCAGCCAGGAAAGGGGGAGAGGGCAGGACACCCCAGCCUGCCCUUGGAAACAGGCCCUGGGAGGGAGCCAGGCUUUCUGGCAGGUGUUGUGGACCAGCCGUGUGCUCUAUGUACGUAUGUGUAAAACCAUAUGUAACUAGUCAUUGGUUCUUUGUUUUGGGGGUUUAUUUUCUGUUUAUUUUUUGUUUUUAAUUGUAAAGCCAUCCCCUGUUUUCAAGGGGGGGUCUGCAGGGGGGAAGGCUGGGGAGAGAGGCAUCCCGGUUUGUAGCAGGCAUCCGCCACUUCCCCUCUUCUGCAAUGAGUUUAAAUGAUUUUUUUAAAAAAAAAACAACAUUUUUUUUGAAAUAUCGGAGUUACCUAUCUUUGCCCAAAGAAUCCCAGUUGCACAAAGCGAUAUUCCAGUGUGUCGAUGAUUGUGUGUCGGUGUAUAUUAUACAAAGAGGUACUUGUCACUCCCGUUUGUAAACUACAUUUGACAUUAAUUAAACAAGUAUAAAUCUUC
Molecule: messenger RNA, 5938 nt
Organism: Falco peregrinus (peregrine falcon)
Lineage: Eukaryota; Metazoa; Chordata; Aves; Falconiformes; Falconidae
Gene: RNF220
Product: ring finger protein 220
Exons: 16
Coding region: 1115-2881 (588 amino acids)
Biological process (GO): protein ubiquitination
Molecular function (GO): ubiquitin protein ligase activity; metal ion binding
Source: RefSeq, a predicted model, not a curated record